UUUUUCUUGAAUGGAAAAAGAAUGCUGUAAAGGGAUCCGAGUGGUAGUUAAAAUUCUUAUGAAAAUUGUUUAAAGAAAAUGUAAGAAAAAGAAGAGACGCAAAAAAGUGAAAUUUUUAGAAACAGAAGGCAAACAUGAUUGCAAAAUGGGGUUUGCUUUUUCUCCUUUUCACCUGGUAUAUGCCUUUCCAAUUGUAAGGGUAAAACAUUGACAUUGAUUGAGUGGAAUUCAAGUCUUUGUUUCUCGAUUGCAACCCUCGUGCUACGUGUUUACGUCGUGUUUGGAAACUGCAACAACACAAACUCCCCCAAUUUUCAAACCAAUUACUUCUUCCUCCGAUAAUCCCCACCACCAUUUACAUAUUCACUCCUCACCUGAGAUCUGAUCAAUCCACACAAUUAAUCAACCACUCGACGAGGAAACGAGAGGGAAUGGCUGAUGAUGAUAAAGCAGUUGGGGAAGGUGAAAAGAAGGAGACAAGUCCUACUGCUGCUGCUUCUGGGAAUGAAAAGAAGAAGCAGCGCAAGGGAUUCAUUUCAAGAAUUUGGAAUGGAAUUUUUAGGUUACACGGCGAUGAUUUUGAGAAGAGGCUUCAAUAUAUUUCUAAAGAGGAAGCUGCUGUUAUUGCUAGAGUGACUAGGAGAUCGCGAUCCAGGAGGCGGAUGUCGCGGAAUCUUAUUAUAUUUUCUGUUUUAUUUGAGGUCAUUGCUGUAGGCUAUGCUAUUAUGACAACAAGAUCAAUUGAUAUGGAUUGGAAAAUGAGGGCAAUCCGGGUUUUACCAAUGUUUCUUUUGCCGGCACUAUCAUCUGCUACUUAUUCAGCAUUUAUCAGCUUCACAAGAAUGUGUGAUCGUAGGGACCAGAAUAUCCUUGAAAAGCUUCGAGCUGAAAGGCAGGCAAAAAUUGAUGAGCUCAAAGAAAAGACAAACUAUUACACUACACAGCAGCUUAUUCAGAGAUAUGACCCAGACCCGGCCGCAAAGGCAGCUGCUGCAACUGUUUUGGCGUCUAAGUUGGGUGCAGAUUCUGGUCUGAAAUUGUACAUGGGCGAUGAAUCCAAUCUCAGUGGUGCUUCAACAGGGAAGAGCAAUGAUGUUGAACUUGUGCAGUCCUCUGGACUUCGAAAUCGGAAACAAGUUCACACUAGGUCCACUAGUCUUGGGACAAUCUCACAAAAUUUUGGCAAUCAACAAUUAGUAGGUUCAGAGGGAAUGGAUCAAAGCGUUACCUCUGAGUAUAAUCAACCUGUUGUUGUUGAACAUCACCAACCUCAAAGUUCAAACCCACAAGAUGGAGGAUGGAUUGCACGAAUUGCAGCAUUGCUUGUGGGUGAGGAUCCAACGCAGUCUUAUGCCCUCAUAUGUGGUCACUGCUACAUGCAUAACGGUCUUUCUCGGAAGGAGGAUUUCCCAUUUAUCACUUACUACUGCCCACAUUGCCAUGCACUGAACAAACCGAAGCAAAUGGAUGGGAGCAUCUCUGGUCUUCAUUCUCCUAAUGCAGGGUCUAUGCAAAUGGAUGAGCGUAUCUUGGGUCUUCCUUCCCCUAAUGCGGGGUCUCCAAAAACAGGCGACAGUGAGGCAGUUUUAAAUGCUACCGCCUCUGUUGCAGAGAGCAUAAUCACAAGCAAUAGUCCCGUAGAUGCUAUCACUGAGAUUGAGGAAAUAUCAGAAAGAACAAGUAUUGAGGAUAAAACUGAUUGAAAUGGCAGAUUGGCAGAUUGGCAGCUUUCUUUUGGUGAUGUGGUUGUUGGGUUGCCAUGUCUUGCUCCUUGUUCCACGGCGUGAACAGAUUAUGAGGGGAGGAACUAUGGAAUUGGUUUCCUUUGUUGGUUUUGCUACAGUGUCGAAUUACUUGUUACAUAUUGUGAUUUGUUAUACACAGGUUACCUGGAUUGCUUGUGAGAUAAGGCAAUUUUGGCUUCCUUUUAUUCUUUUUUGGUAUUAUAUUGCUUCAGUGUUCUUGUUCCUAGUUCUGAAUUUAUAUCCAUAUUGUGUAUUCCAUCUUCGAACCCAUGAUAUUUUAUAGUUUUAAUUGCAUUUUUUAUCUUUCUA
Cicer arietinum (chickpea) is the source of this 2054-nucleotide messenger RNA. RefSeq lists its product as uncharacterized. Gene Ontology annotation, biological process: endoplasmic reticulum tubular network organization. NCBI's taxonomy places the organism in Eukaryota, Viridiplantae, Streptophyta, Magnoliopsida, Fabales, Fabaceae. Gene Ontology annotation, cellular component: endoplasmic reticulum tubular network. The record is from RefSeq and is a predicted model, not a curated record.